Messenger RNA from Oncorhynchus masou masou (cherry salmon), 3144 nucleotides. RefSeq names its product zinc finger protein 233-like. Gene Ontology annotation, biological process: regulation of transcription by RNA polymerase II. Gene Ontology annotation, molecular function: DNA-binding transcription factor activity, RNA polymerase II-specific; RNA polymerase II cis-regulatory region sequence-specific DNA binding. The transcript has 2 exons. The record is from RefSeq and is a predicted model, not a curated record. Lineage: Eukaryota; Metazoa; Chordata; Actinopteri; Salmoniformes; Salmonidae. The coding region runs from base 497 to 1039 and encodes 180 amino acids.
UUGGCUGGAGGCUAACAGAGGAGACUGGGAAGCCAUCUUGGAUUCCCAGACCCAGACUGGUGCAGCCAAGGGCCCAGGGGACAACAUCACUGAGCAGGCCAGGACCAGAGGUGACAUAGUGGAGUCUGCAGUCCAUGAGGAUCUGCUGAUAUCCAGUGUUGUUGGUGGGAGAGACUGGACCUCUGAAACAGCUGGUCACAAACCCUGGCACCGGAUCAGAACCCUGGAUCAGGAGCCUUCGCUCUUACUUCCCGAGUCAGAACCGGGACCGAACCACGAAGGACAGAGACUCCACCACCACACAGAGCACAACCAGUGGACAGGUGGAUUGAAUAACCUCAGUCCUGGUGGUCAUCAGAGAGACAGAGGCUCCAGUCAGGGAUCCAGUCUGCAGCCCAGUCCCUUCUCUUCACAGACUCAGUGCAGGGAUGAUGCAGGGUCUGGGGCUGAUAGAGAUAGACCCUCCUGUUCCUAUGAUACAAACACCACAGUAUCCAUGAUGAACAGAGCAGGUCACCCUGGGCUUCAGCCUUCAGAGAGAGUGGUGGGAGAUCCAUCUGGUGGUAGUCUAUCAGCAAGUCUGUCUUCUCCUUCAGGAUCUUGUCUAAUUCCUGAUGAUUGGGUUCAUAGAAAGCCUGGGUCUUGCCUUCCUCAGCAACCUCAUGGUUACCCCAUGAAUACAGACCAGGUCAGGAUGGGUGUUCACCACGAGAGGUACCUAGCCUAUAACACAGCAGACAAUUCUAACAACACCCAAACAAUGGCUAAAGGUCAAGGACGGAGCUCAAAUACUCCUGCUUCUACCUUCUCUGGUGUCAUUGGGUCACAACGUGGGGGGCCGAGCGUUAGGACUGAUGCCAACAAGCCAUAUGCCUGCCCCACAUGUGGGAAGUGCUUCGCUGAAGCGUACUAUGUGAAGAUGCACCAGACCGUUCACACCAAGGAGAGGCCCUUCAAGUGCAAACUAUGUUACAAGAGCUUCUCCUUCCUGACUAACCUGAUCAGACAUAGGAGUGUCCACAAUGGGGAGAAAUCGUAGCAGUGUGGCUUGAUGUACACAGGGGAUAUCUGAGAAACAUUCUUUAGCUGACAUAUUAUAGUUAUAAUCAACCACUUACCCUUCAUUAACCCUUUUGUUAACUUGUCAUUUGAAACAGGAUAGUAAAUACCUUGUUUUUAGAGAAAUUGUAAACCUAGGCUAGAACUAGAAGAGUUGAAUAUUUACCUUACUGGAGGUGAUGUAGUCAUAUUAUUUUCUAUUCUGUUCUAGCUAACAAUUCUUUCUAAACAAGUCUGCUCUCAGCUUGAAAGAUACUGAUCAUAGGAUAUCUGAUGUGUAAUGUCAUAAGAAGUACCGUAUUUCAAAGAACAGCAAGCAUACCUUUAACAUUUAACCGCACCCUUUGAGGUAUGCCGCAAACCAAUAAGAUACAUUCUCUUCAGAGUAAAACUGAUGUUUUGUUUGAAACUGCUGGCGAGUGAAGAUGAGUGAGAAUGAGUGGGUUUCACUGGCGAAAAAGAAAGGAAACAAGAGAUGUAAAGUUGUGGUGGACAAUAGGAAACUCUUAGACUGGUUUUUGAUCGGAGUGAGGGUUUUGGACCAAUGGAACCUGGGAGAUCCAUUUGAAGUGGCGUCAGUCACAAGAAGUGGGCUUAUUUAGUUGUUUUUUUGUGUGUUGAGAAAUGACAGGUGUCUCAAUCAAUGAGAGAAGACUUGAAAUAGACAAGAUGGCGGAGUACACAUUGUUGAAUACUUCGUGGAGGAAAAAAAAGUAUUUAUUUUAAUAACAGAGCAUUUAUCUCAAUUCAAACGGACCCCUUGCAACUGGACACAUCCUGUUUCCACGCAUUGAGGACGAAGAAAAUGAUCUGUGCUACACCAAACAGUACCUAUCAUGUAACACCCAUUAAUGGAUACCCAAAAGUAUUCGGAUGAGUCACAUCUGGUGUAACAAUCUGUAGCUAAGGAUAUACAAGGAAUCCUGUACAUUAAGGUACUGCCCUCACAGGCCCCUGAACCUGUGUAUGGAUUUGAUUUGGAUUGGACUGUGAGUGACUAAAUAAGUGGGGUGGUUUUAAUUGAUCUAUAUUUGUAUUUCGUGUAUUGUCACCCCUGUGGUCCACACGGGCGGAGGCUGUUCACCUGUACACACAGCGGGAAGAGGUACUCAGAGAGGAGCUACUUCAGGAUACACCAGCAGAAAAACCAUUCCACUCUGUCAUAGAAAGUAACCAUUCCACUCAAUAGCUUCUGACGUUGAGAUCAAACCCUGCAUUAAAGACAGAUGAAUUUUCAUUGUCAGCAGAAGGAAAAAGGAAACCGCACACGACUCUUGAUAGUAUCACUGCUAUUUAUUAAACUUACGUGUCGGCCUUCGUCAGAGCUUUUGUAAUUAAAAAAAAAAGUGCACUUUUCUUUAAAAAACAAGGACAUUUCUAAGUGACCCCAAAUUUAUGAACGGUAGUGUAAGAUUGACCAACUCUUUGUGUCUUGGGCAUCCCCCUGUAAGUGCUGAUCUAGGACCAGAUUUGCCUUUUAAAUCAUAAUGAAUAAGACAAUUGAUCCUCAAUCAGCACUCCUACUCUGACCCUUUGUGGAUACAGGCCAAGGUCUACAAUAAUUUUAAGUGUGGGACCACACCUUUGAAUUAUCAACCCAUUUAAGUGUCAAGUAAUCAAAUUAACUAAGACAUUUUGCAUAGUAUCAAAUCAACUAACAUGAGGUUCUCAGAGGGGAGCUACCUCAGGAAACGCACACGGCCCAUGUAUAGAGUGAUAUGUAGUACUAGUUACUAGUUUAUUUGUAGUUCAUUCUGGUGGAUUUGGAUAUUGUAUGGAACUGGAUGAGGUGAACUGAGGUAAGAAUGAGUAUGAUGAUAUGACAACUAUGUCCCUUUAGGUUGAUACUGGUGUUUUAUAGUGAGAUAAUGAUAGUGCCUUAAUUCAUGUUUUCUUGACAUGAAGUAGACAAGCUGUGUGUAAAAUAAUGUUGAACCUUUUCCAAAGUAUUCUAAAAUUCAUUCUUUCAAAGCGAGGGUACCAGAUUUACGGAAAAGGUAGUGUUGCCAUAGUGUCACGUAUCAGUCUGAUCAAUAAAAGUACUGUACUUCACGUUAUGUGAUUGUACGACCAUUUUGUCGAAAU